Molecule: messenger RNA, 800 nt
Organism: Macadamia integrifolia
Lineage: Eukaryota; Viridiplantae; Streptophyta; Magnoliopsida; Proteales; Proteaceae
Product: protein NOI4-like
Exons: 3
Coding region: 211-435 (74 amino acids)
Source: RefSeq, a predicted model, not a curated record
CGCCUUUGGAGGGACACUUUGCCUUAAGACUCGCUCGCUCUCUCUCUCUUUCUUUUUCGCCUUCUCUCCCUCAUUCUCUCUCUCUCUACCCCCAAGGCCCCAACCCAACAUUUGCUGCUUUCUUUUCUAUUGUUGCCCUUUUUUCUCUCUCUUCCGGGUCUCCUCCGAUUCUCGAUCUUUGGAAAUUGAAGCGCCUGCGAUCUUCCGCUCAUGUCGUCGGAUAAGGGUCGGCCAUUACCCAAAUUCGGUGAGUGGGAUGUGAACAAUCCUGCGUCAGCCGAAGGGUUUACAGUCAUAUUUAACAAGGCUAGAGAUGAGAAGAAGACCAGUGGGAAUAAUGUGGCUGAAGCAUCACCACGAAGAAGUGAUGAUGCAUACAAACAAGAAGAGAAUUAUCAGUAUCCCACAAAGAGAAAGUGGUUUUGCUGUGGUUGAUCCCGCGCCGCUUUUGGAGCCCUGAGAUUCGUUAAGCUGGCCUGGUGGCAUAGUACUUGUGAGUCUCUCUGAAUACCCCUGGCAGACUGAUGAAGUGGGGAAUGUCUGGUGGUUAUCUAUUCCGUUUACCUGCAGUGUUUCUUCUUUUUUCCUGAUUUCUUGUUCACCUCCUUUUAUGUUCCCCAAGAGCGUUUUAUAUGUGUGUACUCUAUAGGAGGAAAGGAAGAAAAGUAAUGGAUUUAAGAACAUAAAAUUUUCUUGCCCUUUUGUUCUUGGUUUGAAUGUCUCAAUGAUAUACAGUUGUGUUUUGAACAGUAAUAUGUUUACCAGUAAAAAAUAAAUGUAUUAUUAUUUCCGACUAAAAA